AUUUAUUCUGUAAUUGGCUUGCACCGGGACCAGAGUGACCUAUUUCGUUUCACCUCAUGUUCACAUGUGUUGGAAUGACAAUAAAGCUCCUUGAAUCCUUGAAUCCUUAAAACAUGUCUGAAUCCUGAACACUUUUAUUUUGAAACCCGCCGCCGGAAGUGAUGGUUGAUGUUUUCGGUGGUUUGACGGUGAUAGCGGUUAGCAGAGUGAGCCGUUAGCUGGGUCAGAUAACGGCAGAGAAACCGUCGGAGUUCCGUUCUGUCAGCACAUCGGAGAUGGACCGACACCAGAACCAACCGGAAGUGGAUUUAAAGUCCGAACCGAAGCUGAGAGCCGCAGACAACCAGCAGCUGUUGGUGAGUGAAGACGUGGUUCUCCCUGAGCAGUGGAACCCCGGUCUGGAACAGGAGGUCCAGACUCAGCCCCCCCACAUUAAGGAGGAACAGGAGGAACCGUGGAGCAGUCAGGAGGAGUUCACAUUCACUCCUGUUCUUAUGAAGACUGAAGACGAUGAAGGUUCAGAUGUUGAGCAGCUGCUGAGGAAAGAAGAGGUUCCCCCUGAGCAGCAGGAGUGGAGCCCCAGUAUGGACCAGGAGGACCCAGAGCCCCCCCACAUUAAAGAGGAACAGGAGGAAGUGUGGAGUCAGCAUGAAUCAGUCUGUAACUUCAAUCCAGAUCACUCACAUCUGGAUCCUGACUCCUCAGAGUUUAAGACUGAAGUCAGUGACUGGACAGAGACCAGAGAACCUCAGUCUGUUUUAACUUCCCUGAAAAUUAUUGAGGUUCCUGUAACUGAUGUGAGAGGAAAGAAAACCUACAGCUGCUCCGAGUGCGGGAAAAUAUUUAGCCGUAGUCCACACCUGAAGAUCCACAUGAGGACUCACACAGGAGAGAAACCAUUCAGCUGCCCCUUCUGUGGGAAAAGUUUUACACAGAAAGUAAAUCUGACUUACCACAUGUCCGUCCACACGGGGGAGAAACGAUUCAGCUGCCGUUUCUGUAACCAAAGAUUCACCUGGUACACACAGCUGAAAAGCCACCAGUGUGUUUGUGAGUCGUCACAGCUUCAUCAGACUGAGGAGAACAGAGAGGCUGAGGCCGGAGAGAAAUCAUUCAGCUGCUCUGAGUGUGGGAAGAUAUUUAGCCGCAAAGACAAUCUGAACAUUCACAUGAGAAUCCACACAGGAGAGAGACCGUUCAGCUGCUCCAUCUGUGGUAAACGCUUUAAACAUGGAGGACACCUGACUCAACACAUGUCCGUCCACAGGAAGGAAAACAGAUUCAGCUGCAACAUCUGUGACAAAAGAUUCACCUGGCUCUAUCAGCUGAAAAGACACAAGUGUGAUGGUGAAUCCUCACAACCUCACGAGUUGUGGAGCAGUCAGGAGGGAGAGCAGCUUCAAGGGCUGGAGGAGGCUGAUAUCACCAAGUUCACCUUCACUCCUGUCCCUGUGAAGAGUGAAGAUGAUGAAGAGAAACCUCAGUCCUCAGAGCUUCAUCAGAGUCAGACUGAGGAGAACAGAGAGGACUGUGGAAGACCAGACAAACAGACUUCAGACUCUUCUGAGUUUAAAGUCUCUGUUGAUGGCUGGAAGAACACUAGUGAACCUGGGUCAGUUUUAAACUCUGUUAAAGUGCCUGAAAUGGAUUCAGGGUGUAACACUGUUAAGAAAUCAUUCAGUUGCUCAGAGUGUGGGAAAAUAUUUGGCCGAAAAGAACAUCUGCAGACACACGUGAGAAUUCACACAGGAGAGAGACCGUUCAGCUGCUCUGACUGUGGGAAAACAUUCGGCUGCAAGAGGUCGCUGCUGGGUCACAUGACGAGUCACACUGGAGAGAAACCAUUCAGCUGCUCUCAGUGUGGGAAAAGGUUUGGCCGCAUGGUGAAUCUAAAGACGCACGAGAGACUUCACACAGGAGAGAGACCGUUCAGCUGCCCCUUUUGUGGGAAAGGUUUCACACAGAAGGUGCACAUGACUCAGCACAUGGCCGUCCACACGGGAGAGAAACAGUUCAGCUGCAGCGUCUGUGAUAAAAAAUUCACGUGGCUGUCGGGUUUCAGACGACACAAGUGUGGCAGCGAACAGUCAGAGCUCGACGAUACCGAGGAGAACUCAGAGGUCGAACCCGGAGAUAAACCGUUCCGCUGCCGUGAGUGUGGCAACAGAUUUAAUCACAAACACAACCUGAAAGCUCACAUGAGAAUUCACACAGGAGAGAAACCAUUCAGUUGCUCUGUCUGUAGGAAAGGCUUCAUUGCGAGUGGAGCCCUUAAGAAACACCUGAGGACUCAUUCAGGAGAGAAACCGUUCAGCUGCCAAGUGUGUGGCAUCAGAUUUACACAGGGAGGAAAUCUGAAACGACACAUGGCACAGCACAGCGGAGAGAUACGAGCGAAACCGUUCAGCUGCUCCAUCUGUGGGAGAAGCUUCACACAGGUAUCAAAUAUGAAACGACACAUGGUGCAACACACUGUGAUGGAACCAUGUCAGUCACAGGAAGCAGGAAGCGAAGCUGAGAUCAGUUCAGACCUGAGAGAACAUCAACAGGAAGAAACCAAGAGUCAGCUGAUGACUGAGGAUUUCAGACUUCACAGUGACUGAAAACCAUCUGACCACUGACAGUAAAUAUAUAAGUAUAUAUUUAAUGUAUUUUAUUGUAUCAGAGCUUUACAUUUAUUUUCAGUUGGUUAAAUAUUCAGAUACUAAGGAGAGACAACAGUUCUUCACAUCUCUGCAGUGAUCGUCAGAAAGGUCGACUGACACUGGUCACAUGACCUUCACAGUGAUGGGAGGAGGGAGGGGGCACUGUAACCUGGAGCUUCACAUAUUAAGACAAACAGGUUUCUGUUCAGUUUGGGAAGAAAGUGCAGGACUGGCACUGACAACUGGUUUUUAUUUCGCAGUUAUAUUUUACUAUUGAUUAUUCUACAGAUUAUUUUCUUGAUUCAUUGUCUGGUUUAUAAAAUAUUGUAAAAUACUGAAGCAUCAGAGGUUGUCAGUGUCUGAGAUGAAGUUUUGUUCAGUAAAACCCAAAGAAAUUCACUUUGCUGGAAUCAGAGGAUUUCUGACAGAUGUCUGAUCAUUUUUACUGUUGAUCAGUUAAUUGACCCUAACUCUAACCCUAACCCUGCAAUCAAUGAUUGAUUGCAGCUGUAAUUUGAUGUUUCAAUGUGGUGACUUUAAACCAUCAGUGUGAUUAACUGAGUGUUUUUCCAGUUGUACUCUGACUGAAAGUGAUGGAGACUGACUCUAGACCAGCUCUGUAGAGCCGGCAACAUCCUUCAGGAUGUUGAUGAGGACACUGUAAAGACUGAAUAAAGACUAAAUAAAAUCUGUCUGCGCUGCUCACGACUGGGACGUGAUUUUAAAAACUCACCAACACUACAUAAAUGUUACACCACAGCAGGAAACACCUGUUCACCUGUGUUUGUCUUAACUCUGUUAAUGUGUAAACGUUCUCAUGGAAUCUGAAUAUUUUCAAAUCUCUGAUCAAAUCUUUUUGUUUGUUUAGUACAAAUCUGUUUCUGUUUCAGAACUGAACCACAGACUGGACAGUUUUCCUUUUGCUGUGAGAGGAUCAACUGUAAAUACUUAUACAGGAACUUUGUUGCCCCUCCCCUUCAUCCCCAAUCUAACAUGUGACAAGUUUAGUCAAUUUUGGUGAAACUGUAGAAGGUUAAAGUGAAGGCGGUCAGCCAUGUUCAGUCAGUCAGUCAGGAAGUCGCCCACAAACCAGUGAGUUCAGAUCCUGCAGCAAACAAAGUUGUUUUGUUUGAAGCAUGACACCUUAAGAGUCUGUAGCUGCUUUCACACUGAACCAAACCAGCAGGUGUGAACGUUGCCUUGGGCCAAAGGACCAACAUUUGGUUGGUUCAGUUAGUUUGCAGUGUGAAAACACUUUUUGGAUGGUUCAGACUUUCAGACCAGUUGCAGGAAGUUGAGGCACGACACCCAUUAAACAAUAGAAGAAGGGAAGUAACAGGAAGAGGAAUAGAAAUUAGUGGAGGCAGCACAGCGAGAUGAGGAGACAAAAUAUUUAACUGUGAUUUGGUCCAACAACAAAAUCAAAAGUUGAUGAUGACGCAGGUGACAUCAGGAUGUAAGUGACGAUGACAGGAUGUAGGUGAUGAUGACAGGAUGUAGAUGAUGAUGACAGGACAUAGGUGAUGAUGACAGGAUGUAGGUGACGUCAGGAUGUAGGUGACGAUGACAGGACGUAGGUGAUGACAGGACAUAGGUGAUGACAGAAUGUAGGUGAUGAUGACAGGAUGUAGGUGAUGAUGACAGGACAUAGGUGAUGACAGGAUGUAGGUGAUGAUGACAGGACAUAGGUGAUGACAGGAUGUAAGUGAUGAUGACAGAACGUAGGUGAUGACAGGAUGUAGGUGAUGAUGACAGGACACAGGUGAUGAUGACAGGAUGUAGGUGAUGAUGACAGGAUGUAGGUGAUGUUGACAGGACGUAGGUGAUGACAGGAUGUAGGUGAUGAUGACAGGACAUAGGUGAUGACAGGAUGUAGGUGAUGAUGACAGGACGUAGGUGAUGAUGACAGAACAUAGUUGAUGAUGACAGAACGUAGUUGAUGACAGGAUGUAGGCGAUAAUGACAGGGUGUAGGUGAUGACAGGACGUAGGUGAUGAUGAUAGGAUGUAGGUGAUGAUGACAGGAUGUAGGUGAUGACAGGAUGUAGGUGAUGAUGACAGAACGUAGGUGAUGACAGGACGUAGGUGAUGACAGAAUGUAGGUGAUGAUGUCUGAAUAUAGGUGAUGACAGGAUGUAGGUGAUAAUGACGGGACAUAGGUGAUGAUGUCAGAAUAUAGGUGAUGAUUACAGGACGUAGGUGAUGAUGACAGAAUGUAGUUGAUGACAGGAUGUAGGCGAUAAUGACAGGAUGUAGGUGAUGACAGGACGUAGGUGAUGAUGACAGGAUGUAAGUGAUGAUGACAGGAUGUAGGUGAUGACAGGACGUAGGUGAUGAUGACAGGAUGUAGGUGAUGACAGGACGUAGGUGAUGAUGACAGGAUGUAAGUGAUGAUGACAGGAUGUAGGUGAUGACAGGACGUAGGUGAUGAUGACAGGAUGUAGGUGAUGACAGGACGUAGGUGAUGAUGACAGGAUGUAGGUGAUGAUGACAGGAUGUAGGUGAUGACAGGACGUAGGUGAUGAUGACAGGAUGUAAGUGAUGAUGACAGGAUGUAGGUGAUGACAGGACGUAGGUGAUGAUGACAGGAUGUAGGUGAUGACAGGACGUAGGUGAUGAUGACAGGAUGUAGGUGAUGAUGACAGGAUGUAGGUGAUGACAGGACGUAGGUGAUGAUGACAGGAUGUAGGUGAUGACAGGACGUAGGUGAUGACAGAAUGUAGGUGAUAAUGACGGGACAUAGGUGAUGAUGUCAGGAUGUAGGUGAUGAUUACAGGACGUAGGUGAAGUCAGGUAAAGUUCUUAAAUUCACUCGCACCAAAACAAACUGAUCAAUCUAAUCUCAGUUCUCAGACAUCAUCUCAAGAUUUAUUUUUAUUGUUUUUAUUUGUGUAAAAUGGGUUGAAGAAGCUGAAUGUUUAGAUUCUGUUUCACUGGAAGUUUCUGAACUUAACUUUUAAGUCUCGCUCUGUUUCCAUGAACUAAAAUAGUUUUUAUUGCAUACAGCUCAUUCCUCAUAUGAUUAAUUUCAAUUAAACAUUCAUUCAACGACUUUUUUCCUGCUAUUUCAGAUUUCAUGAACACGUUUAAUGUUUGAAACAUUCUGAAUGGUCGAAGGCGUAAAGGUAAAAUUUUAAUUUCAGUGUUUAAAGUAUACAUGUUGUCAUUGUCAUUCUGACCGUGAACUGUGAACGUCGACGUGUUGAUUUAUACAGAACCACAUUAAAAGGUUCUAAAUGGACCGAUGAAAACAAACUGUCUCAAAAUGAAAAAUAUUAUUUCAGAUCAAUAAAGUUAUGUUUAAACUUUG
Molecule: messenger RNA, 5954 nt
Organism: Lates calcarifer (barramundi perch)
Lineage: Eukaryota; Metazoa; Chordata; Actinopteri; Centropomidae
Product: zinc finger protein 678
Exons: 3
Coding region: 276-2603 (775 amino acids)
Biological process (GO): regulation of transcription by RNA polymerase II
Cellular component (GO): nucleus
Molecular function (GO): DNA-binding transcription factor activity, RNA polymerase II-specific; RNA polymerase II cis-regulatory region sequence-specific DNA binding
Source: RefSeq, a predicted model, not a curated record